CCAAGCUGCGAUUCUCAGUGAAAAUUGUGACUUUCCCCGUGCAUUUCCGCGUGAGUGGCUGCGUGUGUGCGUGCUGCGUCGAGGAAAUUCCCUCCACGCGUGUGAAGUGUGCUUCUGCGUGUUGUGCAAGAGUGCUGUUUUAACCGCUAUCUGGACACAGUCUCAAUCUCUGUAUCUCUCUCUCUGUUUCUGUGCCGCCCCCGUGCUUGUGCUUGUGCGUGACCCACUGUGUCCCCCCCAUGUGCGAUCAGGAGUGCGUGCCAUCCGUGGACACAACGGAGUGCGCCGCCAUGGAGGAUCUGGCCAGGCAGAACUACUUCCUUCGCGAGAAGCUGCGCGAAGUGACUUCCGACCGCGAUAGGUUGCUAUGCGAAGUGGCAAAUCUGCGCCUGGAGCUGGACAUGGCGGAGCUGAAGAGACUCCCGGACGACAAUGGAGUGAAUUUGCGAGGCAUCCUGUAUGCGACAUGCUCAGAAGGGCAAAGAAGGAGCAAGAUGGUGCGAGAGAAGGAAAGCCGAGACAUGACCGAAGUGCACUCGGGUGGCGCUUCUGGUUUUAUGUGGCGAGUGCCGAAGAACCAGAAGGAAACUUCCGAAGGGGGACGCACGCAUUUUGCAAUUGAAGUCAAAGAGAGAGAGCCAACACACACCAGAGAGUACUCUUGCCAAAAGGGAGGUGAACGUCCAAUUGAGCUGUUGACAAUAGAAGAGUUUUGGACACCCUGUGCAUAUCAAUUUUGUACAAUGCCUGAGCCGGACUUUCCGUUCGGUGACGGAAAUCGGGCCGUCGUGGGGCCCACGAUGGUGUUUGUGGGCGAUGGAAGGAGUCGCGUGAGACGUGUGGUGAGGACCACAACACGGCACGUCACUGUUGUGAGUUACACCUCAAACAGCUCACAAAGCAGCCGAACUCACACCAGUCACCAUGUCACGACAGUCAGUUUCCCACAGAAGGUGGCGGACCGACAGUCGCCGGCGUACGCCGUGCAGGGCAACACCGGCGGCUACGUUUAUCUGCAGCAGCAGCACUAUGCGCCGCCACAGCAAGUGGUGUACCAACACCAGAUCUGCCCAGCCCAGCAGGUGAUCCACUCGGGCCACCAGAACGUCCAGGCGGGCCUGCACAAGAAGGGCUCCGUGCGCAACGGCGGCGACGUGCUCAAGCGGACAAGGACACAGAAUGCGUACGAACUGUCGCAGGACUUGCUGGAGAAGCAGAUUGAAUUGCUGGAGCGCAAGUAUGGCGGUGUUCGGGCGCGAAAUGCCGCCAUAACCAUUCAGAGGGCCUUUCGCCACUACACGAUGGUGAAGAAGUUCGCGUCCAUCACGGCCAUGGCCAAGGCGGAGAAGCGCCUGAGCCGGCGUGUGCCCGGCCAGAGUCCAUCGGCGUUCACGGACGAGAAUGGACAGCUGAUCACGUCCACAUAUGUGGACUCUGACGCGCCCGCCAUCUCUGGCGGCGUGACGGUGAACGUGCAGCAACAGCAGCCGCAACGUGUCUGUGCCACAAUUACGGCGUCGCCGACGAGCCAGCAGGCGCAGCAGUGUCGCGUGGCGCCGGUGCGAUCCAUGUCGAUGCGCGAGCGGCGGAGUCUUGAUGCGAGCCCCAUUCCGCGCAGUCAGUCCGGCGCCACGUCACCCAUGCCGGCGGCGUGCUGGGCGCAAGGCCAUCAGCAACACGCGCAUCCGCACGUGAAUGUGCUGCACGCCGAGCAGCACUACUACAGCACGCCGGCUGCGCAGUAUCACCAGCCGUCGCUGCGCCAGGAGGACGUGAGCUUCAACUCCAGCGGCCAUCUGGACGCGUCGGCGCACUCCAUGAAUGCGUCCUGGAACUCUCACCAAAGCCCCCACACGCCAUACUACACCGCGGCGCAGAUCUACUCGCGGCCGCGCACGUGCAUCAACGCCAGUGCCGCGGCGGCUGCGGCUGCGGCAGCAGCGGCAGCGGCGGCGGCGAAGAGGACGCCGCCUGAGGUACCAAAGCGCACGUCUUCCAUCACCGCGGGCACACCGCGUGAUCUCAUGCAGCAGCGCGCGCUGCGGCCCAACGGCCUGUGCAAGACGGCGGAGAAUGGCAGCCUGUCGUCCGUGCAAUCGUCGGGCAGCGACAGCAGCGCCUCCACGGAGCGGAUGCAAUGCGAGGUGGCGUCCGAUCGCUCCAACUCGCCACAGUGGAAGCGCAAGCCCGGCGGCGUGCCGGCACAGAGUCCAGAUCCGGCGGGUGUGGGCGCGGCGGAGGCUGAGUGCCUGAGUUCGCACACAUCGGCGGCGCAGUAUGCGCUGGAGCAGCACGAGCAGAUCGCCACGCCGACCAGCUACAAGGUGAGCGAGACCAUCCGCAAGCGUCAGUAUCGCAUCGGGUUGAAUCUGUUCAACAAGAAACCCGAGAAGGGUGUGACGUACUUGAUCCGGCGCGGCUUCCUGGAGAACACGCCGCAGGGCGUGGCGCGCUUUCUCAUCUCGCGCAAGGGUCUGUCCAGGCAGAUGAUCGGCGAGUAUCUGGGCAAUCUGCAGAACCCCUUCAACAUGGCCGUGCUGGAGUGCUUCGCCGGUGAGUUGGAUCUGUGUGGGAUGCAAGUGGAUGUGGCGCUGCGCAAAUUCCAGGCAUACUUCCGGAUGCCCGGCGAGGCGCAGAAGAUCGAGCGUCUCAUGGAGGUAUUCUCACAGCGCUACUGUCAGUGCAACUCAGACAUCGUGGCCAGACUCAGGUCAUCCGACACGGUCUUCGUGCUGGCGUUCGCGAUCAUCAUGCUGAACACGGAUCUGCACACGCCAAACCUGAAGCCAGAGCGUCGGAUGCGCACGGAGGAUUUCAUCAAGAAUCUGCGCGGCAUCGAUGACUGCCAUGACAUCGACACGGACAUGCUGUGCGGCAUCUACGAGCGCAUCAAGGCCAACGAGUUCAAGCCCGGCUCAGAUCACGUGACACAAGUGAUGAAGGUGCAGGCGACAAUUGUGGGCAAGAAGCCGAAUCUGGCGUUGCCACACCGACGCCUCGUGUGCUACUGUCGCCUGUACGAGAUUCCCGACAUCAACAAGAAGGAGCGCGCCGGUGUGCACCAGCGUGAGGUGUUUCUCUUCAACGACUUGCUGGUCAUCACCAAGAUUCUCAGCAAGAAGAAGUCCUCCGUGACGUACACAUUCAGGAACUCCUAUCCGCUCUGCGGCAUGGUUGUCACACUGCUCGAUGUGCCAAAUUACCCGUACUGCAUCCGGCUGUCGCAGAAGGUGGACGGCAAAGUGCUGGUGACAUUCAAUGCGCGCAACGAGCACGAUCGCUGCAAAUUCGCCGAGGAUCUGCGCGAGUCCAUUUGCGAGAUGGACGAAAUGGAGGCGUUGCGCAUCGAGGCGGAACUGGAGCGGCAGAAGUCGAGCCGCGGCGGCAAUCGUAGUGGCAACGCUGAGAACCGCGACAGUGGUGUGGCCGACGUGGAAGUGUGUCCGUGUCCCUACCAGACGUCGCCCAGCGAUGCCGCGCAGGAUGCACAGCUGAAGCGCAGCGCCCUCAGCAACAGUCUGCUGGACAUGCACGAGCAAUUCGGCACAGAGAAGCCACAGCGGCGCGGCAGCGUCGGAUCGCUGGACAGCGGCAUGAGUAUCUCCUUCCAGUCCACCUCGGCCAGCAGUGGCUCGCGCAGUGACUCCAAGGUGCGCCUCAUUCAUCCGGCGGCGGGCGGCCAGGCGGCCAGCACGACGCCCGUGCAUCACGCACAGCCGGGCUUCCUGGGUGGCAUUUUCCACAAGCGCGAGCGCAAGCCGUCCCGCUCCGAGGACGUCGGCGCCUUUGGGCGCUCCACCGAGGUCUAAAGCGAAUCACAUUUCAGGCACCGGAGAGAGAGAUUCUAAGCAAUGGGAUUUUAAAACUUAAGGAUGUGGAAAGUCUGUAUAGCCAGAAUGCGUGUUUGUAAAUACUUCAACAACUCUUUGGUGGUUAAAAACAUAAAAACUAAUCUCCCUUCUGUGGCCCUUCGAUUUAUUUUUCUAAAGCAAAAAUAAUACUACACAAAAAAAGAGAUAAAAAAAACCAUGGAUUAGAAAAAAAAGAGGGAAGGAGAAAAAUGUAUGUGAGAAGAUGAAAAGAUUUUGUCUAGUCUUGAAAAAAAUUAUUGAGAGGAGAAAAAAAAUUUUGAAUUAUAUAAAUAAAAAUACACAUUUAAUCAUUAACUAAAAAAGAUUAAAAAAAAGUCAGGAUUUUGUGAGCAGAUUCUCAAAAGUA
Messenger RNA from Phlebotomus argentipes, 4218 nucleotides. It is a transcript of the gene siz, whose product is annotated as IQ motif and SEC7 domain-containing protein 2. Lineage: Eukaryota; Metazoa; Arthropoda; Insecta; Diptera; Psychodidae. The transcript has 9 exons. Bases 240 to 3809 code for a protein of 1189 amino acids. The record is from RefSeq and is a predicted model, not a curated record. Gene Ontology annotation, molecular function: protein binding; guanyl-nucleotide exchange factor activity. Gene Ontology annotation, biological process: regulation of ARF protein signal transduction; actin cytoskeleton organization.